Molecule: messenger RNA, 990 nt
Organism: Cyprinodon tularosa
Lineage: Eukaryota; Metazoa; Chordata; Actinopteri; Cyprinodontiformes; Cyprinodontidae
Exons: 6
Coding region: 151-876 (241 amino acids)
Cellular component (GO): cell surface
Molecular function (GO): signaling receptor activity
Source: RefSeq, a predicted model, not a curated record
AUUAGGCUGCAGCUGGAGGAAAGGGGGGGAGGGGUGUCAUGUUUAACCUUUGGUGUAAAAGAGCAAGACAUGAGAAAAGAAGCAGCAGGAAAUCUAUUUCAACAUGACUGCUGCCCUGAUUUGCUUCUUUCUCCUCUGCACUGAUCCACCAUGUUGUUCUCCUCUGCAGCUCUGCAGGCCACAAACAGCCCUUCUGUUGAUGCUCUGAAACGUCUCCAUAGAGCAGCUGGAGAAGACGUCUCAGCUGCAUGUGGCAUGUCGUUCUCUGGAUCCUGGAAGAUCUUCUGCAGGGAAAACUGUGAAAGCGGAAACAUUCUGAUCCAAACCAGAGAGAACAAAGCUCAAACAGAACGAUACAGCAUUGAAUACCUUAAAGAGUUUUCAUCAGACAUUUACGUUUUCUAUGUGAAGAUCUCCAAACUAAAGCCGUCUGACUCAGGACUGUACAGAUGUGGUUUGGGCGACUCUUCAUCCGCCAUGAUCUACCAGGAGUUCAGACUCGUCGUUGCAGAAGCCUCCGGUUCAGAUUCAGCUAAUUUAACCUCCACACCAGCAGCACCUCUGAGCUCCAACUACAGUCUCACACCUUCAGCUUCCAGUGAAACCACUAAUCAGUCGGUUCUGAUCCGGCAGAGGCCAACAUCUGAAGAAAUGUCCACAGAGCUUCUGCUGGUUGCAGCUCUGACUCUGACCCUCUCUGGCAUCCUGCUAUCUGGGGCUUUGCUGGUUCUCUGCAGAAAAAGAUGCCACAAACAUCUGGAAGGUUUGAGGACCAGAGGAGGUUCAACUGACCAGCAGAGCCCGGUGUAUGAAAACUUUCCCUCUGCGGAGCUGAUUUACCAGAACGCCAAACCUGUCAGCAAGAACAAGAAGUAGAUCCAAGAGGUGAUUUAGGUCUGGCUUAAGGGACGCCUUAUCUUCUAAAUGUGCUUAAAAUGGAACCUUUCAGAUUAAAGGAGAGAAUAAAACUAUAUCUAUGUGAAGAGAAAU